AUGGACGACUUGGACCGAUUUGUAGAUGCUAACGAAUCAUAUAACAAUAUUCCCAAAAGAUCUCACCUUUGGGCAUAUUUUAAAGAGUUCUGGUUGGCAAUUGUUACAUGUUUAGCCUGCGUUCUAGCAAUAGUUCAAGGCUCAUGUAUCAAACUCAAUCUCGACAAGGAAACAGGAGUGCCGUUGCUAAUGCUACCAGCAAACUUCUUCCUAAGGCACGUCCGCGGUUUCGUUGUUUUAUUUAUAAUUUUCUCAGCGGCGACCAAAACAGCUCUGCUCUUUGAAACCAAAAGAUCAACUGUUAAACGCAAAAUACUGUUUCACUAUUUUCUAAAUACAUCAUUAACACUGUUCGUAAGCUUCGUGGCAGCAUAUUUGAUAAUUAUGCGAAGAGAUUCCUCAUCUCAAACAAAAUUUUUCGCCAAAUUCGUAAACGAGUCAUACAGACCACUAACCAACUUUGUAAGAUUUUUCAGAGGACUGGCAAUUCACGAUAUACCAGGUAAUAUAAUUACCACAAGAGUUGAAAAUUACAACGAACUUGGCGCUCAAAAAUUAGAAGGCGGCCUGGGAGAUGGCUACAACGCCCCGGGAUUUGUCGUAUUCGGAGCAUUUUUGGCAUGCUCGACAUAUUUCUUGGGUAAAGACGGAGAAAUUCUGCGAAACCUAAUGCAACUUAUACACAGAAGCAUGCUAGCAGUAUACUGGAUAUUGCUUUGUUACAGUCCAUUGGCACUGUAUUUUGCAGGGAUUGUUCAGUAUGACCUGGUUCAGCAGGAAGGAAUGCUUGGCUUCUUGUCCCUAAGAUAUCUGCUCCUUCUUGCCUGUGUAUGUUUAGUAACCCUCGUGCAAAUUUUUAUACUCCUUCCAUUUCUUCACUUCUGUAGAACUAGAAAGUUCGGAUAUGAAGUUAUCUCGAGACUAUUCGCAAUCAUGCCCAACGCAUUCGUCGGAGGCUCCUCAGUACGCAUGGUUGAAAAGACCAAAAUGUACCUAAAGAGCAAAAGGUUCAGCGUAGAAUCUGUGGACACAUAUCUCAACUACUGCACUUUGAUAAAUGGCUCAGGAAUCGCCUCUGGGUUUGUAAUCAAUGCAAUCUUCUCCCUGAAAUUAUACGACGCCGAUUUUGACUGGGCUGUGAUCUUCAAAAUCGUACUUACUGGCCUUUUAGUAAGCCUUGCAGUCCCCGAGUUUAUCCAGGGAUACAUGUUUGGAAUCAUAUUUUUUCUAAACACGUCUAUGAUAAAUCCCGACUUUAUCGUUCUUAUUUUGCUCGUGGACUGGCUCAUGGACAGGUUCAGAGUCGUCGCCAACGUCGUUGCUGACGCACUCACUGUCGAUUAUAUCGAGUCCAUUAGUAAAUCUUCAACCGCUACCACACAAAGCUUGUAA
Messenger RNA from Theileria annulata, 1392 nucleotides. RefSeq names its product sodium transporter, putative. Gene Ontology annotation, biological process: L-glutamate transmembrane transport. The transcript has a single exon. Gene Ontology annotation, cellular component: plasma membrane. The record is from RefSeq and is a predicted model, not a curated record. Bases 1 to 1392 code for a protein of 463 amino acids. Gene Ontology annotation, molecular function: glutamate:sodium symporter activity; L-glutamate transmembrane transporter activity; neutral L-amino acid transmembrane transporter activity. Lineage: Eukaryota; Apicomplexa; Aconoidasida; Piroplasmida; Theileriidae.